Molecule: messenger RNA, 216 nt
Organism: Macrosiphum euphorbiae (potato aphid)
Lineage: Eukaryota; Metazoa; Arthropoda; Insecta; Hemiptera; Aphididae
Source: the annotation of a GenBank genome assembly
AUGACCUACGGCAAAUCGAAACGUACAGCCGCGCCGUUGGAUGACCCGCAGCUCAACACCGACUUCACGUACAACUUUGACUCGUGCGUGGUGCAGGGUUCGCGGGAGGACAGGGACACGACGCCCACCGGACAGGGUGGAACGCGUGUGGAUCACGAGCCGGCCGCCGAGGCUGGGCCCCGGCGGUCGCUCGUCGUGUGGUCACCAGGCACGUAG